AUGCCGCGCUCCUUCCUGGUGGACUCGCUGGUGCUGCGCGAGGCGGGCGAGAAGAAGGCGCCGGAGGGCAGCCCGCCGCCGAUCUUCCCCUACGCCGUGCCUCCGCCGCACGCCUUGCACGGCCUCUCGCCCGGCGCCUGCCACGCGCGCAAGGCCGGGCUGCUGUGCGUGUGCCCGCUCUGCGUCACCGCCUCGCAGCUGCACGGGCCCCCCGGGCCGCCCGCGCUGCCUCUGCUCAAGGCGUCCUUCCCGCCCUUCGGCUCGCAGUACUGCCACGCGCCCCUGGGCCGCCAGCACUCGGCGGUAUCGCCUGGGGUCGCUCAUGGCCCCGCUGCCGCCGCUGCCGCCGCCGCGCUCUACCAGACCUCCUACCCACUGCCCGACCCCAGGCAGUUCCACUGCAUUUCCGUGGACAGCAGUUCAAACCAGCUGCCCAGCAGCAAGAGGAUGCGCACGGCGUUCACCAGCACGCAGCUGCUGGAGCUGGAGCGCGAGUUCGCCUCUAACAUGUACCUGUCCCGCCUGCGCCGCAUCGAGAUCGCGACCUACCUGAAUCUGUCGGAGAAGCAGGUGAAGAUCUGGUUCCAGAACCGCCGGGUGAAGCAUAAGAAGGAGGGCAAAAGCAGCAACCACCGCGGCAGCGGAGGGAGCGCGGGCGCCGGCGCGGGGGCCCCGCCAAGCUGCAAGUGCGCGUCGCUCUCCUCCGCCAAGUGCUCCGAGGAUGACGACGAGGUGCCCAUGUCUCCGUCCUCUUCAGGGAAGGACGACCGAGAUCUCACGGUCACCCCCUAG
This is a messenger RNA of Manis javanica (Malayan pangolin), 792 nucleotides long. RefSeq names its product GS homeobox 1 (gene GSX1). Gene Ontology annotation, molecular function: sequence-specific double-stranded DNA binding; DNA-binding transcription factor activity, RNA polymerase II-specific. Lineage: Eukaryota; Metazoa; Chordata; Mammalia; Pholidota; Manidae. Gene Ontology annotation, cellular component: nucleus. The record is from RefSeq and is a predicted model, not a curated record. Gene Ontology annotation, biological process: regulation of DNA-templated transcription.